GACUCGCAGAGAAAAGAGUGGAAAUACAAAACGAGUUUGUGUGGUACGUGUUGUGAGGUGCAGUGUUGACUGUGUGUAUGGUGUGAAAAAAAAAAUAGUGCGUCUGCCUGGCCGGCAUGGGAUAAUCAGCCGGCUCUGGACUUGUUAUGGACUGGUUUAACCAAGGAAGGUGCUGAUAUUUGGUAAAGAUGAGUAGUGGGGGCGGGAACACCCCAGAGCCCCCCAGAGGGGGAGAGUCUCUGAAGAGGAAGGACUGUCAGGCAGACCUCCUGGGACCCAGUCCGAAGAGGAGCACUGAGAGGAGGAACAGGGAGCAGGAAAACAAGUAUAUCGAGGAGCUGGCAGAGUUGAUCUUCGCAAACAUCAACGACAUGGACGACCUCAACGUCAAGCCGGACAAAUGUGCUAUCCUCAAAGAGACGGUGAAGCAGAUCAGGCAGAUCAAGGAGCAGGAAAAAGCUCCAGUGGCCGAUGCUGAGGAGGUGCAGAAGGCGGAUGUCUCCUCCACAGGACAGGGUGUCAUUGAUAAAGACGCUCUUGGCCCCAUGAUGCUGGAGGCCCUGGACGGCUUCUUUUUUGUGGUCAACAUGGAGGGCAAUAUAGUGUUCGUCUCGGAGAAUGUCAGCCAGUAUUUGCGCUACCAGCAGGAGGAGCUGAUGAACACCAGUGUCUACAGCGUGCUGCACGUCGGAGAUCAUGCCGAGUUUGUCAAGAACCUCCUGCCAAAGAGCCUGGUAAAUCAUCGCAGCAGUGAUUCGUCCAACAGGAACAGCCAUACAUUCAACUGCCGUAUGUUGGUCAACCCUUAUGCUGAUGGUGAAGCCCGGCCGGCUUCUGACCAGCAGGACACGUCACCGCAGAAGUAUGAGACCAUGCAGUGUUUCGCUGUCUCAGAACCUAAGUCUAUCAAGGAAGAGGGGGAAGAUUUCCAGUCAUGUCUAAUCUGUGUGGCAAGAAGAGUCCCCGUCAAAGAGCGACCUGUGAUGCCCACGUACGAAAGCUUCACCACGCGACAGGACCUUCAAGGUAAGAUCACGUCCCUAGACACCAGUCUGCUCCGUGCAUCCAUGAGGCCAGGCUGGGAGGACCUGGUUCGGCGUUGCAUUCAGAGAUUUCACCUGCAGAAUGAGGGGGAGAUGUCCUUCGCUAAAAAACACCAGCAAGACGUGUUGAGGAAUGGCCAUGCUCUCAGCCCUCUGUACAGGUUCUCCUUAGCAGACGGCACCGCCGUCUCAGCUCACACCAAGAGCAAGCUGGUCCGAUCUCAAGCCACCAAUGAACCACAGCUCUACAUGUCCUUGCACAUCCUGCAGAGGGACAACAUGGGUGGCAUGACAGCAGACAUACCUGGUGGACAGGGCAUGGCCAAGCCAAUGACCCCAACCAGUGCGAGUGGUCCCUCCCCUUCCCCUGACGCCAGUGUCACCAGCAACACCCACCUAUCCACCACACCUUCCAGUGCCCCUGGACGUGGUUUUGGGGCUGUAUCGGGUAGGGCACCUACGCCUCAGGGAUCACAAAAGAGCCAAGCACUCAAGUUGGGCAGCCCUUCAGCCCAGGGAAGCCCAAGUGUCACCUCAGGAGCCCAGGGUGCCAUGCUGUCUCCUCGCCAUCGCCAUAGCCCCAGUAUGGCGGCUAGUAGCAGCUGUAGUAGCCCUCACCUCUCUCAACAUCCCCCUGGUUCUUUCUCUCCUGUGGCUGGACUCCACUCACCAGCAUCUGUAUGCAGCAGCACAGGAAACAGCCAAGGGUUCAAUUCCCUCACUGCACUGCAGGCCCUCAGCCAGGGCCACAGGGUUUCCCAGGGACUCACCGAGGGGCAGCAUCCAGAGUCACCUGACAAAAAGCAAAUUGGUCUUCAGAGUCCUCUUCACAGCAGCAAUGCCGGCAGCCAGCAAGCCAAGAACAAUUCCAGCUUAGAGGCUGACUUAUUGGGAACUUUUGGGGAGCAGCAAGACUUGUUGUCAUCCCCAAACCAGGAGGGCGAGCAGGAGAAAGAUGGCGACCCUGACCCUGAUGGAAGCCUAGGGGAGCUUGGAGACGCCUCAAAUCGCCUGCUGAACGCAAAAGGGCACACUAAGCUGCUCCAGCUCCUCACCACCAAAUUAGAGCCCUCUGAUCCUUGCUCAUCAACCCCCCUGGGGGAUGACCAGAGCUGUAAGGACCAGCUGGGUGGACUUGGAGGUGUGAGUGGGGCUGGGCAUAACAACCACUCCAGCUCGUUAAAGGAGAAACACAAAAUCCUCCACAGGUUGCUGCAGAACAGCACGUCUCCAGUGGAAUUAGCCAAGCUAACGGCUGAAGCUACUGGAAAAGACCCCAUUGGUCCAGCUGAGUCAGCCUCAGGAGACAAUAUGGCCGCCCUAGGUGAACUCUGCCCAAAACAGGAGCCGGGGAGCCCCAAAAAGAAAGACAAUGCAUUGCUUCGCUAUCUGUUGGAUAGGGAUGAUAAUGGCAUCCUGGAUAAAGCCAUCAAGAUGGAACCCAGUGAGGGACCUAAGCUGUCCAACAUUAAGACAGAGAAACAGGAGGCGGGCUUCAACAUGGCGGACCAGACGUUGGAGCUGGAGGACCUGCUGGAGGACCUGCAGAGUGGGGGCCAACAGCAACUGUUUGCAGGCCAGCCACCAGUCAGAAGACCAGCCUCUGCUUCGUCCUCCUCUUCCUCUGUGCCACCUGGCUCGUCUGUGGACAAACAGAGCAUCAUCAGCGACAUCCUGCAGAUGACAGAAAGCAGCGGCAGCAGCAGCCCCCCCAGCCAGCACAGAGCCUUCCCUCCCAUUAGUGCUGCAACAGGCUUUAAUGGUGCAAGGCCGGGUCAGCCGUGUCGAGGUGCUCCUCCCAUCAGGAGCACAUCUCUGGACAGCAGUAUGGGCCCCCACCCCAAUGCCACCAGGCCAUUUCCUCCUCAGCACAGGAACAACAGCCCCUACUCCUUACUGCAGCAGCAACAACAACAAAGCAUGAUGGGAACCCAUGCAGGCAUGGCCAGCCAGCCUGCGAUGGCCAAUCCAGGCAUGCUUAGUAACGGGUCAAUGCGGGGCUCCAUGCAGCAGGGUUGGGGUCCACAGGGGCCAAUAGGGGGUACUGCAGGGCCGAUGAUGGGCCAAGGGGUUGGACCAAGUCGCAUGGUCCCCAACAUGAACGCUGCACUUCCCCCGAGAGGCCCGCCUGGUUCCAGAGCCAUGGUCAACAUGCAGAUGAUGGGCAACGAGAUGGAGAUGGCAAACCCCACCUACCCUCAGCAACAAGCUCCGCCCAACCAGACUGCACCAUGGCCAAACCGAAUGAUCGCUAUGGAUCACUAUGGAAACCAAAACAGGCCACCAUAUGGCGUCCCCCAGGAGGACGGGAUGCGGUGUUGCGGCACAGGGCCUGACGGCCAGCCGGAUGAAGGAGCACUCCUGAACCAGCUGUGUUCUGUGUUGAAGGACUACGAGGGUCUGGAGGAGAUCGACAAGAUGCUGGGAAUCCCGACGCUGGCUGGACAGGGUGCUAUAUCAGACCAGGACCAGUACCUCGGGUCCUCAGACCCAGCGGCCAACAUGAAGCCUCUCCUGUACAGUCAACACUACGGUGGCCAGCCAGGUUACGGUGGCAUGCCUCCUGACGGUGGGUUUCAUGGCCCCUCUAUGAGCGGUCCCAUGGGGCCACAGAGGAUGCCACCUGCUGGUUAUCCCCCAAUGAUGAGGAUGCCUGGGAGCACAGGGCCCAGACCAAUUGGGAUGAGGCCAGGAGGGCCGAAUCCAGGAGUACCGCCUCAGCCCAACAACCUGAGGCUCCAGCUGCAGCACAGACUCCAGGCCCAGCUGAAUCGUCAGCCAAUGGUGAACCAGAUGAGUGGAGUAUCCAAUAUGAAUCUACCUCUAAGAUCUAAUGUACCAAACCAGGGAACCCUCAACGCCCAGAUGCUGGCCCAGCGUCAGCGCGAGUACCUCAGCAACCACCUUCGCCAACGCCAACAGCAGCAGCAGCAACAACAACACGUGCACCAGCAACGUGCCAUGAUGAUGCGGACUCAGGGCAUCAACAUGCCACCUAACAUGCCCAGCGGGGGCGCCGCUCCCACACCGAUGCCCAUAGGUGGCACCAACCCACGGCUACCGCAGGGCAACCCGCAGCAGUUCCCCUACCAGGCCUCCAGCUACGGUACCGGCCUGCCCUCUCCUCCACCUCCUCCUCCUCACCCUGGCUCCUCCAGCCCCUUCUCCUCCCCUCUCUCCCCCAGCCAUCAUCUGGCUAGCCAGGGCAUGAUGGGAAAUGUAGGCGGGCAGUACAGCGGGGUAAUGAGUCCUCCAUCACAGCACAGUGCCUACCAGUUCAGCAGUUCAGGAAUGAGCCAGCAGCAGCAACACCAGGAUCCAGUAUCAGGGUUUCCAUGUGGGGCUGCGACCCCGCAGAGCCCCCUGCUGUCCCCCAGGAUGGGACAGGGUCAGAGUCCCAUGCUGCAGCAGAACCAGGGCCAACCGCAACCCCAACCCCAGGGUCCAAACCAGAGAGGAGCGCAGGGCUACCAGCCAAACACUGACCUCAAUGGGUGGCCCCAACCUGCCAACAUCUCAACCAGCAGCAGUGUGUACCCCCAACAGUCCCAGUCUCAGUACUCCACACAGCCAAACGGAGGAAUGUACAACAACAGUAACAGCAUGAACCUGGGAGACAUGGCCAGCAGUGGAGGCAACAUGAACCUGAUGUCAGGGCCAAUGAGCUCCAUGAAUUCAGAGCAGGUGAGGGACGACAGCCUGAUCCUGGAGCAGCUGGCGGGAAUUGACAUGUUGACGCAAGAUGGUGAAGGGACUUCAAAUUUCUGCUGACCCAGGCUGUGGUGGAGACAAGGUAAUAGAAACAAAUACAAAAACACUGACGCCUACUCAGCUCAGCUUAUGGAGAAACAUUUAGGAGUUGAGGACGCGUGAUGGAAACACUGCUCCCUCUGUCACACCAGCCAACUAUGAGGCACUAUCGGAAGAGGACAACCAUAUAUAUAUGAGAGAGUACAUUUUUGUGUGAGUGUUUGCGUGUGAAACUGAUACAGCGGUUUGACACUGGAGAAGUGAAUGGCUGACAAGCAUAAAUGAAACCUCUGGAAUUUAUCUUUUAUGGUUCUGUUUUAGAGCCUGGCUGAAAACGGCAAAUGAGAAGGUUUAUGAAGAUAUUUUACAGGUAUUUAUAGUUUUGAAAAAGUUUUAGAGAUUCUUUGUAUGACACAAAAAAAUCAAGGAUAUCUUUCUUUAAAGAAAAUCUCUCAAAAUGGUACAUUUUGAUGUCGAUUUUAAAAUUAAUAUAUUUCAACUGCUGUAGUUACAGGGGAGCUAUAUCCCUAUUUAAUGACUUUUUAAAUGAAGGUGAAUGUGUAUAGAUAGUGUACAUACUUAGAUUUUAAAUACCCUCUUUUCUCUAUGUGUUAUUGCAAAACAGCAGUUUGGAGUUUUAGUCCAACAAAUGUCUCUCAGAGAGCAGAAAUAUUUCAUUGGUUAAAUGAAAUCUUAGUGGGUGGGGCUAAAGAACAGCAACACAAUGAGAGUGUGAGUCAAUUUAUUUGGUUUACUCCAAUAGAGUGCCCCAGGGAUGAUGUUUUUCUGUAGUCCAGCUUGGAAGCUAACGUUACCCUGUUUCCUUAAUCAAAAAGCCAAUGGGAUUUUUCUAUUGGAUUUCAAAAAAUGAACUAUAUGGCAAUAAACAAACUACACUUUGGUCACAUAGCCACCACUACAAGGCUGUAAUGCCAUAUUCGGCGUGGCGUGUGACUCAUAAAAGCAUCAAAAUUCACGAAUGGGGUAUGUACUGGUAUAUUUUAUGUCGCAGAACAAAAUGUGAAAUUCUUUUAAACUAGUGUUAACCAUAGACCUCAUUUUAGGCAUCUAACCAAAGGCCCAUUCAAAAAGACCAUUGACUUUGAAACCAGGUAACUGGAGGUACUCAAAUGCUAACUCAUUUCCGGGUUUUAAGACUCAUUCCUGGGGAUCUCUAUGGAAAAGAUUGUACCCUGGUUAAAAUGUUAACAAAAUAUUUCAAUAUCAUGUGCUUGUUUUUUCAUUGUGACCAUUGUAAAAACUGGUCAUCAUGCUAGCUAACUAGCUUUCUUAGCUAGAAAUCAAAUAGCUAUUGCUUCUUUGCUUAAGCUAAUUUGAAUUUGAAAGUUAACUUGAACGAACUAGUGAACGUAGUUAAUCUAGUACUAUCAGCAGCUUGAAGUCUUCUGGUUAAACAAUAAUACUAGUUUUUUUUUUAAUACUUAGUUUUUUAGUGUUUAGCUCUUUCCUUUUAGCUAUUUUAGCAGUGAUAUGGCAAUGCCAGUUGGCCCCCCAUUUUGGUUUCAUAGUAAUUGAGAAUUUCCCUACACAAAGUAAAAUAUCUUUGCUCCACCUGACUUAACAUGUAGCACCGCCAUUUGGUGAAAAUGUUUAAUUUGUCCAAUAUUUUGGUAAAUGACCAAAUACCUGCAAAACUCACAGCGUUUCCAUCAGACUCAGCUGUGACUGUUUAGUUCUCUUUAGCAAAUGUUAGCAUGCUAACAAACUUAACUAGAUGGUGAGUGUUUUUAACAUGGUACCUUCUAAACGUCAUCUUAACAUCAUUGUGAACAUCGUUAUGUCUGUAGUCACGUUGACUUUCAGUCCAAACUUGCAUAGUCAGAAAUGUUAGUUUGUCCCGCCCACUGAAAUUUAAGCGAUGAAAUGAUUUCUGCCUCGAAAGCAGCUUUGCCUCUAAAAAUCUGUGUACAACUAAUCAAACUUCAUGCUACUGUGGUUUAUUUUAAGAUUACACUUCAUGGUUAUGAUGUACUGGCCUGCAAGAGUCACUCUUGCUUCGGCAAUUAGCCGAAGGUCUCUGUCAUGCUGACAGACAACUCAAAAGUAUGUUGUUUUUUUGUUUGUUUGUUUGUUUGUUGGGUCUUUCUGUGGGUGAGUCUGUGAUUUUUGAAUGACAAGACAGUCUCUUCCUGCUUUAUAAACUGGUGAUACACAAACCAGUCUCAGAAGGAUGCUAGGUUCUUCAGCCAGGAUAAAGUCUCACCUGGUUGCUGUAAACUGAUAAAUAGUGCUGAAUCAAACCUUUUUUAUUUCACAAAAAUGAGCAGGUGAUCCAGAACCUUUACCAUCCAAAGUUAUAUGGACUUUUACAGACUGGACCUCUAGCGUUGUGAAAACAGCUUCAAUUUGAAAGGUGCUCUCUAUAACAUAGAUGCUGUCUCAUAUAAACUUGUAAAUAAGAACAAAACUGGCUGUAACUGGCAACAUGGAUUUUCUGAAUCCCUGUUUUUUGAUUUGAGGUGGCGCAGAAAUCUGAACAGCACAUACUGUAACAAUUUAUUCCCAAAAGAAGAACAUGAAAAUGCAAACUGACUGCAAAAUGAAACACUGCAAAAUAUCUUUAACUUUUUUUCUUGCGUUGAUACAAUUUUUCAUGUCCUGUCAUCUUUUAGCGUGGUAAAUUAUGUUCCAGUGUGCUGGCAUAUUGUAAAAUCCCAAAGAUUUUACAAGAAACCCUCUCUGAAAAAGUAUAAGCCAUGGAAACCCUAACCCUAACCUGAAUGUCAAACUGUCUGCAAAAAAUUGAAGGUAAUCAAGAGAGGAACUCAUGUACAGUAACUUCUAAAGUUUUAGCUUAAAAUGAAGUAUUUCUCUUGAUUUUGACUGACUAGUAUACAGAAAGUAUAUUGGAGAUUUUUCUUGAUUCAUAGAUGAAUAUUUUAUCAGUUGCAAAAAAUACUGUAAUAAAUGUAAGUACCUUAAGAUGCUAAACACGAAACAUAAUGCCUUAGAUCUGUGAUUCUCUGGUGUGUAACUGUAAGGUUCACAGGUGUGUUAUAUGUGUCACAUACUGCUGAGUGACUGUUUUACCCAUAGUCUAUGGUUUUACUACUUCAAACUUUAGGUGUAAUAGUUAAGACAACCAGAGUUUUUUUAUUUUCUCCCAAUGAAACAACACAAAACCUGUUUUAAUCUGUGAAUCAGCCCAUGGAAAUUACAAAAAUACUGUGUUGGCAGUAACAUUAAUGAAUUUUUUUCGUUUGGAGUUGAACUUAAUUGUUGCACCUAGUAAGUGCACAAUGCAUCAGGGAGAUUUGCCCUUUCUUACACUGUAUUUUUUUUAAAGGGGCAUUAAGUAACCUUUGACCUUUGCUGAUCUCUGUUGGUAACCAGUAGGGACUGCAGCAACAUCAGCGUCUCUUUGAUGACCUGUAAAUGACAUUAAUAACAUGCAAGUAGUGAUCUAACACUAAAGCAGGACUGUACUAACGAUAGAAUUUAGCACCUAUUUCUGACAUUAAAUGCUUAUAAAUUUUAGCAUCUCUGGGAUAGCUGAGGAGAUUUCAAAUCGAAUAUUUCAGUUACAGUACCAAACUACCUAAGAUUUUUUUUUUUUUUUUACAAAACUUUCAAAACUAUUUUCACUUAAGAGGAGAAGCUUAAAGUUCUCAAAUGGUUAAUAUUGUAUCUGUAAAAUGACUUUGCAUCAAUAAAACACUCAAAAAUAGUUAAUAUCUAAAUAAAAAAUAUGUCUUAAACAGAUGGAAUGCACCUGAAAAUAAAACCCAACAGCAUUAUAGUAAAUCGUAAUAAUUGCGCAAAAAAAGGAAAAAAGAUGUUUUUCGUUUUAUUCCUCAUUUACCAACUGGAAUGGCAUCACUUGGCGGUUCAUGUUAUAUUAUUUCAUUGAGAUCUUUGUCAAUAUUGUUCACGUUUAACAUUUUUUAUUUUAGAAAAUCUUACUAAAAUGUUUAUUUUUUCCCCCCAGUUUAAGUCACUGGUUGUUGGAUCUUUUAAUGGGAUAAUAGCAUCUUUAAAAUAUUCUGAAUUUAUCUUCUUGUUUGUAGAAAAAAAGGAAUACUCCUUGAACAAAAAAGGUGCCGUUAUUUACAUGUCCCCAGGUGUAUUUUAAACUUCUACCACCAGAUGGCGCCAAACUCUGAAAUGCUCUAAUCCAACACAUUUUGGUGGCAGAAAAAAAUCACAGUGGGGAUACUUGUCUGCAUUAAACAACAGUGAAAACAGAAAAAUGAAAUUACUUUUCCUAAAAUGUUGUAUCAAAACUGUGUCAGGGCCAUGGGGAGGUUUAAAGCUGAGUUGCAGCAGAAACAUCUAGUGCCGAGCAGGUGAGCUGCCAUGCAUUUUGGCAGCUUGCCCGAGACACUUAAUAGCCUGUGAUAGCUGAAAUGUUUCAUUAUACAAUGGUGGGCAGAGGCUCAUUGUUUUAUGUGACUACUGAAGGUCAGAAGGUUUGGCUUAGAAAUGACAGAAAUCUCAGAAACUUGUGAAAUAAUCAUUAAGUAAAACUACUGUUACACAGCAAGGUAUAGUUUUUUUCUCUGUGCUUUGAUGUAGAAAACAUACUUAAUGCCCCUUUUUAGAAUAUUUUGUUAAUGUUCCUCCUCUUCAUGAUCAGCUGUCAGUUAAUAUCUUUAAUAAAUUUAAAGUGUGUCACAGUACAAUGGUAAAUCAGAGCAAUAUGUUGGAGAGGAUGCAGGUGUUCAAAAGUCCCUGUUUGCAGUUCAAGAGAUUUUUUUAAUUCAUAUUAUUGUUCUCUUUGCCCUGAUGUUCAUUUUAAAUAUCUCAGCAAUGACACAGCCCUGUACAUUAUCCAGAGGGUUUUAUUAUGCAAAAGUACAGAUGUUCAACCACUUUAUGCAAGCUGUCGACUCUAAUGUUGCUUUUGCCAAUGCUGCUCGUUAAUUUAUGAUUCAUGCCACUGUAAAUAAAUUAUUUUUAUUGA
Plectropomus leopardus (leopard coralgrouper) is the source of this 9717-nucleotide messenger RNA. Its product is annotated as nuclear receptor coactivator 2-like. Gene Ontology annotation, molecular function: nuclear receptor binding; protein dimerization activity. Lineage: Eukaryota; Metazoa; Chordata; Actinopteri; Perciformes; Serranidae. Gene Ontology annotation, cellular component: nucleus. Gene Ontology annotation, biological process: positive regulation of transcription by RNA polymerase II; cellular response to hormone stimulus. The record is from RefSeq and is a predicted model, not a curated record.